Messenger RNA from Pseudo-nitzschia multistriata, 2692 nucleotides. The record is from the annotation of a GenBank genome assembly. NCBI's taxonomy places the organism in Eukaryota, Bacillariophyta, Bacillariophyceae, Bacillariales, Bacillariaceae.
CUGUUCUUUAAUUGUGCUGCCCUGCCCUGCCUGCGGUCGAACGGCCAUCGACGGACUCCAGGCAAUUUCUUGCUCUGUCUCCCGGCACUUUCUUGCACUGUCUUACACCGCAGCGAUUCUGUUCACCACGAACGACAGCAACAACCAUGGUCUCUCUCCGUUGUUUUGGUCUGCUCCUCGUGCAGAUCCUCCUGGUGCAAGAUGAUGCGGUGGCGACGUCGGCCACCACCCUCGAGACAGGCGAAAACCUCAUCUCCUUUCCCUGGUGCAUUCCUCCGACGCCCUAUCCGCCACAGGUGGCAAGAGAGGGAGACACGGUGUAUUUUAACUGGGAUGGAGAAUACCACAACGUCUACCUCUACCCAAGCGGGACCUGCACUAACAAGACCGGCCGAGUCUACCUGGGGGAAAUCUCCGGGCAGGCGAAGUACACCUUUACCGACGCGGACGUGGGUAAGAACCUGACCUUUGUCUGCGACGUGAGCUCCCACUGCUCCCAGGGGCAGAUCGUCGUGUUCGAGGGCGCGGAGGCGUUCGGGCUCCCUGCAACGACGGAUCCGGAGGCCUCCGCAACGCCCUUUCCGUACUCGACGACGACCCCCUGCGGCGACGUGUACUUCAACGGGCUCGGCCCGGGGGACGACGGUGCCGAUCCCGAUGCCUCGGCGGCGGCGGCGGUUGGGAGCGGCUUCCUUUUCUUUGUGGCAUCGGGAGCGGCGCUGCUCGGGUUGUAAUGGAAUGGGACAGAUGGUUGCAACGUGGGGCAACAGAUUUCCAUGGAAUAGCACGUCGGACAAGGGAAGAAACAUCGAUCGAACUACAGCAUAGAAAAGAGAUUUUCGUAUGAAUCGAACAGCACCCAGGGCAAGAGAAAACCGCCAUGCAAUGCAGCAAAAGAGAACGCAAGUAACACUUGACUAGUCUCUGAUUCGGUAGUUCUUAAAGGCAUAAAAGACUAGUAGGAUAUGAAGCGAGUCCAAAACAGACGCGCGAAAUGAUUAUAGGUUUGGUAGUUUCAAGUGACAGGAUCACAGCAGUGCAUCCGCAGACAAACCGUAGCCGCGACGGCUUUCUUCGAAGUCAACCCAAAAAGCACUUCGGGGAGAGCACGAACCGUGCUUUGCCCUUUCCUCCGUGGUUUGGGUCGUCCCCGACGUGUCCGCUGUUUCGGAGCUGUUUCAGGGCACAAACAAAACUCUUGGUCCUUUCCAUCACUCCACAAACGGCAGCCAGUUCUUUGGUGGACAGAGACGAUCCUUCUUUCCUGGCGUUCAGGAGCGCGUCAAAGAUCGUUGCCCCAUGGGGAAUCGGGGCACGGCUCCGGAUUCUUUCCUGGAGCUCUUCCGUGGUCUUGGGGGGAUUCGCCAGCUGGUGCUUGUAGUCGUCCGGGGCGAUUGCAUCGAUGCCCUUCUCGGUCAACCCAAAGGCCUUCUGUUUGCCCCUGCACUUCUCCUCCACGAGGUCUUGACGGCAGAUCUCUUUCCAGGCCGAGGCGACCGUCUUGGUCCUGGGGUGGCACCCGAGGUCCCUGGUAAGCGUCUCAAGAGCCACCGACUCGGUGCCGGCCAUCCAGUAAACCAUGAGGAUGGAGAGGAGGGCUUCCUGCUUGUUAAUUUCCUUCUUUUCGUGGGCCCGCUUGAUGUCCCUGGUGGUGCUCUUCAUCGACCAUGACGGUGCCGCGCCGUUGCCCCUCGGGCCACUUCGUUUGCGAGAAGCACCCGCAUCUUCGUUCCCAGUCAUUUUCUUCCGAGAUGAGCCCGGGGAAUCCUCUUCCUCUUCGGGUUCGCUUGCAUUUUGGUCCGGAUAGCUUUCAUCUCCGGAAUCGUCCGAGGAUUCGCUCCCCGCUCUCUUCUCCUCCGAUCUUUUUGACUCGUUUGCCGUUGAUUCGUCCUCUGGGUCCGACUUGGUGUCCGGGUCCUCGCCCUCGCUCCCCGAGUCGGAAGCAGCAGCAGCAGUGAAGUGGUCUUCUUCGGCUUCUUCGUCGAAAAAGACGUCGCGGUCUUCCAGCCAGCGGAACUUGGUGAUUGCUAGGUCGUGCCAGUGCUUGGAAUUGUCCUGGUACUUGACAAAGAACUUGCUUUUCGGUGAGGUGUUCCCAGAAGGCUUCCGGAUCACUUUGCACGGAUAAUAACCCCUAAGGCUAUCCCAAUAGACUGCAAUAAAGGAACCGGUCCUUACCUCUUUCCACAAGAGCGAGGGCCUGGGUGUGGUCCUUUUGGUUCUCCUUCUCGCCAUGAUCGCUCUUUGCCUUUGACGAUAUUCGAAUUGAAAAAAACUAUGCGAGAAGAAACACUGGGUUCGACGUAGCAGUGGAUCGUUUGUGAUUUGGAUUGUUUGCCGAUUGUGGAUCGAGCAAAAGGAGUCGUUUCGCUAUCGAAAAGCUUUUUUUGUUCGAAAUGCAAUCGGACACGAUUGGAAGGGCCGGCGCAUUUUGAAGUUGGAUUGGAAAUUAGAGAGAGAAUCGCGGAAAGUUUAUCAAUUUUUAGUUUUGAAAUGAGGGAUGCUCUUCCCUGAGAUGUCGUCUUUUUUAAACCAUGCAUGCUUUUGUAAUUGUUGGCGUUCAAGCGUGAGAGAGAUGUUUCACGCUUCUUUUUCCGGUUUCACAUUCCAAAUCUCACGUGUACACGACGUUGCUUGCUGAUGGAAAACCGAUUCCUAUGGAAGGCGUAUUGAAUAAUUUAGAAGUAUCUUC